This is a messenger RNA of Fusarium sp. VM40, 276 nucleotides long. NCBI's taxonomy places the organism in Eukaryota, Fungi, Ascomycota, Sordariomycetes, Hypocreales, Nectriaceae. The record is from the annotation of a GenBank genome assembly.
AUGCACUACGCUACUAUCUUCGCCGCUCUCUCCUUUGGCAUUGGUGCCCAGGCUUGGGCCCAGUCCGGCAAUGGUGAAUGGAUUGCCAACGAUACCAAGUACUACGGUUUCGCAAACGCCCUUGCCGCGUUUGAAGCAUGCACCUACAUGAACACGAACAACUUGGUCCCUGUCGGCAACGGCUGCCGAUUCUGGACCAACGGUCAAGGCGGUAUCCACUAUGGUGCAUGCCGGGACAUUUCUGGCCACACUGGAACCGUGCGCCAAUGCAUAUAA